CUCCAGAUAUGGCGUGAACGCCCUCAUCAUUCCCGGACCGUCCGUUCGAUGCAAUAGGUCAGAGGCAAUCUCAAAGCCGCAUGGGGGCCGAGCAGGAUUGGCCCGGACGUAUCGCGUUUAGCUGGCCACGAGGUGAAGGCAAAAGCGGAGAACGUAGCUUUGGUCAAAGCAACGUCACCUCGUCUCGUAUGCACGAGGGUUCUUGCUACGGCCUUCCUGUUGCGACGCUGGGAACCAUACACCCGCAUAUCCAGAGCCAAAGCAAAGCACGCUUGCACAGCAUGGCAAGAGUCAUUUGCCUAUGCCAUUGACGGAAGUCUUGCCGCUGCAAGUGCAUCGAUAAACUCCUUCGCGGUUCCUGUGAAUAAUGGCUGCAAAACUUGUGCAUGUUCAGCGCCAGGCCUUUUUUCACUAAUUGCCCUCAAGUGGAACUCAUGGUGGAGACGGCUCCAAUCCUGAUGCGCCGUCAGAGAAUCACCCCACAGUUUGGUAUUUCUUUCAGAGAUCACGAGCGAUUCUCUGCCAGAGACCCGUCGAGGAGGGGGUGAGGAGGUCAACCCUUGGAACAGGCGAUUUUGAAGACGACGAGCAUGUAUGAACGCAGCGUGCAUUGGAUCAGCAUGGACGACGAUGAGGCUGCGUCCACAGAAAUUCGUUUUGGUCGAGCUAAGCCCACGAACCGCCCGCAUCCGCUUUGUCGUACAUACAUAUCGAGCUCCAAAGCUGCCUAGUAAGACGGACGGCCGCUAAUCCAGAACAUACAGACCCGCACCGCCCGCUUGUCAGAUUCAGACUCGACCAGGGAGGCGAAAUUUCUUGACAAUACUUGACGUCCUUCUAACACCAUGCGCGGCCUUCUGUCCGAGCACUAUGUGCUCGCUACUACGUAGUUUGUGCCUUUUUUUUUUCUCACCCCGUGGGCUAUCAGUCUGUUUUGCCAUCCGAGUUCCGCCCCACGAGGAUCACGAGGGGUAGCGUAGAUGAGCAUUGGCAUUCCUCUGGGGCUACUCCAGUUGGUGUCUUUUCCCCCCUUAGCCCAGAUCACAGCGUGCUACAGCCGCAUACCGACACAGUGGCCGAGGCCAUACAUAUCCAUAUCCGUAUCCAGAUAUACACAUAUAUAUAGAGUGUUACCCUCGAGGUUCGACAUCAUCCUAGGAAGACGAUCUUCACCUAUCCCACAUUGCUCUACCAGAACGUCGGGUCUUCCAUUUCAAGUUUUCAACCUUUGAACAACCCUCUCUCACCACACCUCUCUCUGUCUCUGUCUCUAUCUCUACCUCUGUCUCUCUUUUUCGCUCUUACCCACCAUCCCUACCCUGACCAUGGCCAAGGUGCAGGACUUUGCCGAGAAGAAGGAGCGUCUCGACGACGAAAGCGGAGGCAGCAAUCCUUCCUCGUACUUCCAGGCUCCCGAUCUUCCAACGCCAACGCCGCUCGUUCGCACGGAGACGCUUCGUGAGCAUGGAGCGCCAAUCGACCACGACGUGCCUCAGGCGGCCGCCAAGCCGUCGAACCCGGACCUCUGGUGGUCCAAGGUGCGAAACGUGAUGAUCGAACCCUUCUCCGAGUUCUUCGGCGUUUUCAUCCUGAUCCUGUUCGGCGACGGCGUCGUCGCGCAGGUCGUGCUUUCCGAGGGCAAGAAGGGAGACUACCAAUCCAUCUCAUGGGGCUGGGGCUUGGGCGUCAUGCUGGGAGUCUACUGCGGCGGCAAGUCGGGAGCACAUCUCAACCCGGCCGUCACGUUUGCCAACUGCGUCUACCGCAAGUUCCCAUGGCGAAAGUUCCCCAUCUACAUGGUUGCUCAGACGCUGGGUGCGUUUUGCGCUUCUGGCAUCGUGUAUGCCAACUACAAGUCGGCCAUUGACAACUACGAGGGCUACGGGAUCCGCACGGUCACCGGCAACACGUCCACGGCUGGCAUCUUCUGCACUUACCCGGCCCCGUUCAUGACCAGGACGGGCAUGUUCUUCUCCGAGUUCAUUGCGUCGUCCAUCCUGAUGUUCUGCAUCUACGCGCUCACGGACAACGGCAACAUCGGCGCCGGCAACCUCACCCCACUCGGCCUGUUCUUCGUCAUUUUCGGCAUCGGCGCCUGCUUCGGCUGGGAGACAGGCUAUGCCCUUAACCUGGCCCGUGACUUUGGUCCUCGCCUGAUGAGCUACUUCCUCGGCUACGGCCACGAGGUCUGGUCUGCUGGCGGAUAUUACUUUUGGAUCCCAAUGGUCUCGCCCUUCUUCGGCUGCACUUUUGGCGGCUUCCUCUACGACGUCUUCAUCUACACGGGCGAGAGCCCCAUCAACACGCCAUGGAUGGGCCUCAGGCGGUUCACCAGGCUCACGAAGACGGAGUGGUCCAACUCAAAGGUCUGAUACGGCUUGAACGGGGGGGAAAUGGGGAAACAAAGAGAAAUCCAACGCUCCAAGGAAAAAAAAAAAAGUUCAGACGGAAAGGAAAAUCCACUGCGUUUUCGUACUUUUCUCUAUCACCCCCCCCCCCCCCCCC
Molecule: messenger RNA, 2505 nt
Organism: Verruconis gallopava
Lineage: Eukaryota; Fungi; Ascomycota; Dothideomycetes; Venturiales; Sympoventuriaceae
Exons: 4
Coding region: 1326-2372 (348 amino acids)
Biological process (GO): water transport; glycerol transmembrane transport
Cellular component (GO): plasma membrane
Molecular function (GO): water channel activity; glycerol channel activity
Source: RefSeq, a predicted model, not a curated record